Entrophospora candida is the source of this 688-nucleotide messenger RNA. Lineage: Eukaryota; Fungi; Glomeromycota; Glomeromycetes; Entrophosporales; Entrophosporaceae. The record is from the annotation of a GenBank genome assembly.
GUGGAACGUUUAAAAUCAGAUAAAUCAAUUGUUGGAGGUAAUGAGCCACCGGUUGAUGAAUUCAAAAUACCUGAUAUAUCGGCUAAUAAUAAACCUAUAAUGAAUCUUAGAAAAUAUUUACAUAAAGAUAUUAUAGAAAAAAAUAGCAAAGCUAACACGACUAAAAUGCCAGAAGUAAACUCAGAACGAUCCAAUUUAAUAGGUGAUACCGAUUCUUCAUGUAAAGAUGAUACAUUACAAAAUAUCAAGCCAAUUAAGGUUAUAUAUCCUGAAGAAAAUGUAAAUCCGCAAGUUGCAAAAAAGAUAGACGUUCCCGGUGGAAAUAUUCCCAACUCUUUGGAUAAAUCGAAUUCCGGGAUUUCAGUGGGAGGAACAGAAGCAAUUCCUGCUAUGACAAGCGUCAUAGGUUUACCAAAAACGAAGAAAUCGACUCCAGUGAGUAUCGAAUCCUUUAAAGAAUUAAACUUGAAAUUUGAUGCCGUCAUUGCUGAAUUUAAAAAGGAAAAGGAAGCACUCAUUGAUAGGAUUAAAGAGUUAGAAGAUGAAAAUAAAAUGACUGAUGAUAUAAUUUGGAACCUAGUGGCUGAAAAUGGAGACCUAGAUUCUGAGGUAUCAUCACAAAAUCAAGAGAACGAUGCUAGAUUUGCGAAAUUAGAACAGACUCAAGAUAGAAUAAUUAGUUUCUUUA